Podarcis raffonei (Aeolian wall lizard) is the source of this 2068-nucleotide messenger RNA. RefSeq names its product IK cytokine (gene IK). The coding region runs from base 112 to 1779 and encodes 555 amino acids. The transcript has 20 exons. Gene Ontology annotation, cellular component: nucleus. Lineage: Eukaryota; Metazoa; Chordata; Lepidosauria; Squamata; Lacertidae. The record is from RefSeq and is a predicted model, not a curated record. Gene Ontology annotation, biological process: mRNA splicing, via spliceosome.
UUCCGCCGCGCGGUGCCUUGUGGGAAAAGCGAAGGGGUUUCGCUGCGUUGUUGUUGUGUUUCUUUUUACCUCAGGCCGAGACCCGCGGCGGCGGCGGCGGCGAGAGCGAAGAUGCCGGAGCGGGAGAGUGAGCCGUUCUCUAAUCCUCUGGCCCCAGAUGGCCAUGAGGUGGAUGACUCUCAUUCUUUUCACCAAUCUAAACUGACCAAUGAAGACUUCCGAAAACUUCUUAUGACCCCACGAGCAGCUCCAACAUCUGCACCACCUUCCAAAUCUCGCCAUCAUGAGAUGCCAAGAGAGUACAAUGAAGAUGAAGAUCCAGCUGCUCGGAGGAGAAAAAAGAAAAGCUACUAUGCAAAGCUACGCCAACAAGAGAUUGAGCGAGAGAGGGAGCUGGCUGAGAAAUACAGGGACCGUGCAAAGGAGAGAAGAGAUGGUGUCAACAAGGACUACGAGGAAACGGAGCUGAUCAGCACAACAGCUAACUACAGGGCAGUGGGACCCACUGCAGAAGCGGACAAAUCAGCUGCAGAAAAGAGGCGGCAGUUGAUUCAGGAGUCCAAAUUCUUGGGUGGUGACAUGGAGCACACUCACUUGGUGAAGGGUCUGGAUUUUGCUUUGCUACAGAAGGUGCGUGCUGAGAUUUCCAGCAAAGAAAAGGAAGAAGAGGAACUGAUGGAGAAGCCCCAAAAAGAAACCAAAAAAGAUGAAGAUCCAGAAAACAAAAUUGAAUUCAAGACUCGUUUGGGUCGAAACAUCUACCGAAUGCUAUUCAAGAGCAAGGCGUAUGAGCGAAAUGAGCUCUUCCUGCCAGGGAGGAUGGCGUAUGUGGUGGAUCUUGAUGAUGAAUAUGCAGACACAGAUAUUCCUACCACCUUGAUCCGAAGCAAGGCAGAUUGCCCUACCAUGGAGGCCCAAACAACACUGACUACAAAUGACAUCGUUAUCAGUAAACUGACCCAGAUUCUUUCCUACUUGAGGCAAGGCACUCGUAACAAAAAGUUGAAGAAGAAAGACAAAGGAAAACUAGAUGAAAAGAAACCUCCAGAAGCAGAUAUGAGUAUUUUUGAGGACAUUGGUGAUUAUGUGCCGUCUGCUGCAAAAGUGCCACGAGAGAAGGAGCGAGAGAGGUACAGGGAACGGGACCGAGAGCGGGAAAGAGAGAGAGAGAGAGACAGGGAACAUGAGAGAGAUCGUGAGCGCGACCGAGAGAGAGAGCGUGAACGUGAGGAGGAGAAGAAGAGGCACAGCUACUUUGAGAAACCCAAAGCUGAUGACGAGCCCAUUGAUAUCGACAAAGGACCUGGCUCAGCCAAAGAGUUGAUUAAAUCAAUCAAUGAGAAGUUUGCUGGAGCAGGUGGCUGGGAAGGGCCAGAAUCAUUAAAAAAGCCUGAAGACAAAAAGCAAUUGGGCGACUUCUUUGGGAUGUCAAACAGCUAUGCUGAAUGCUACCCUGCAACCAUGGAUGACAUGGCUGUGGAUAGUGAUGAAGAAGUAGACUACAGCAAAAUGGAUCAGGGAAAUAAAAAGGGACCCCUUGGUCGCUGGGACUUUGACACACAAGAAGAAUAUAGCGAGUAUAUGAAUAACAAAGAGGCUCUGCCCAAAGCGGCUUUCCAGUAUGGAAUUAAGAUGUCUGAAGGCCGUAAGACACGUCGUUUCAAGGAGACCAAUGACAAAGCAGAGUUGGAUCGGCAGUGGAAAAAGAUCAGUGCGAUCAUCGAGAAAAGGAAGAAGUUGGAGGCUGAUGGGGUUGAGGUGAAGAGACCAAAAUAUUGAAGUUACCGUGAACUCCUGGCCCCUUCAGCUGUAUUGGAGAUGGGGCUUUGAUGGAAGUGUUUAGAUCUUCUUCCUGCUCUGGAGCAAAGCUAAUUUGUUUCCUGCUCUCAGAAUCAUGUCUUGGGCAUAUAAGCACAAAGGGCAACUGCUGAGGAACCUUCUUGCCACAUCUCCUUGUCCUGUAUUGGCAGCACUGGUGCCUGUUCACUGGGAGCCUGUACUUUAGGUUUUUGUGGCUUGUAAUCCUUUUAGAUGCAAUAAAAUCUCUUAUUGGUGUCUGUAUUACAAA